UCAUGCUGCCUGCUGCCAGGUCCAGAGUCUGUCAUGGGUCCCUGUUACGGCCUCCCAUUGCUGCUGUCUCCAUCGCCACACUCUGCCAUUGUGCCACUUUCAGGUCUCCUCACACUGCUGGUGUGUUCCAUUUUUUGUCAUAGGGUGCUGGCAGAUUACGGGCCUCCCAUAGCUGCUGCCAGGCCCCUAAUCUGCCAUGGGCCCCUAUACCGCCUCCUCAUGCUGCUGCCAAGUCCAGAGUCUCUCAUGGGUCCCUGUACGGCCUCCCAUUGCUGCUGUCUCCAUCGCCACACUCUGCCAUGUGCCACUUUCAGGUCUCCUCACACUGCUGGUGGGUUCCAUUUUUUG
Staurois parvus is the source of this 348-nucleotide messenger RNA. NCBI's taxonomy places the organism in Eukaryota, Metazoa, Chordata, Amphibia, Anura, Ranidae. The record is from the annotation of a GenBank genome assembly.